Messenger RNA from Panonychus citri (citrus red mite), 590 nucleotides. RefSeq lists its product as uncharacterized. The transcript is spliced from 3 exons. The record is from RefSeq and is a predicted model, not a curated record. Bases 171 to 578 code for a protein of 135 amino acids. Lineage: Eukaryota; Metazoa; Arthropoda; Arachnida; Trombidiformes; Tetranychidae.
UAAACCGGUUUACUUAAUCCGAAUCAAGAAGAUGGAAAAUAAAAAUACACAAUCAUCUUUGUCUCUUCUUACCUUUAAAUUCAGUUCCAAUAUUUCAAAGUCUGUGUAACAAUUUAGUUGAUCAUUUGUAUCAGUGAUUAAACAUUCUCCUCACUUCAUUCAUCAAAAUAAUGGGUAUCAAGUUGAUUGUUGCAAUUGCACUGACCCUUGGGGUGGUGGUCAAGGGAGACAUGAUGAGGAAAAGCAUCGUCUUUGAUAUCAAAACACCAAAAGUUUUCUAUUGUCCCCAAGAAAAGCCCGAUGACCUCAACAAAAUGAUCGUCAAGUCGAUACCAUUGGAUAAACUCUGUGAAUAUCAAGGCCAAAAUGUUCCCAAAAAUUCAAGGUCAGAUUGUUAUAACGACAUCGAUGAGACCGAAUAUGCUUGCGCUGAAAAACAAAGGAUUCUGUUACGUGUUAAUCCACCAAAUGAUUCGGAUACAACAACCGUAAUCCCCUCGCCUGAUAUGCCAGAGUAUAUAAAGAUUAACAAAAAAGAUACUGGAUUAGGUAAAUCAGGUAAAUCUAAAAAAUACUAAUCUAACUUUUUG